Molecule: messenger RNA, 4282 nt
Organism: Oncorhynchus kisutch (coho salmon)
Lineage: Eukaryota; Metazoa; Chordata; Actinopteri; Salmoniformes; Salmonidae
Gene: firrm
Product: fignl1 interacting regulator of recombination and mitosis
Exons: 24
Coding region: 801-3233 (810 amino acids)
Source: RefSeq, a predicted model, not a curated record
AUAGUCGCUCAUCCUUAUUGUGGCUAGCUUCACACAGGUACCUCUUUUUGACUAAAGUUUUCCAUAAAAUCUCGAUACAGUUUGAAUAUUUUUUAAACCAGUUAGCUAGCGAAGCAAGACAUGUCGUUUUUCUAUGCAUGUAAUAACGCAAGUAGAAUGUACAUUUCGUGGGGAUUUGUGAACUACUGAAAGAAAGUAGCAAGGUAAACACAAGCUUAUCAAUGCUAGCUAGCUACUUAGAUGGCUAACGUCAACGGAAUCAGAGCGAAGCUUGUUAACUAGCUACCUUGCUAACGAGCUGGCUGUAAGCGGUGCUGUUAUCCAAACCUAACCUGCAGCCAGCUAGCUAACCUUGACAAGUGUACACCACCUAGGCUGUCAUCAUCACCAUGUCGCAGACCACUCUGUUGGAAGAGGUGGUCCAAUGGAGUAAGGACACCUGUCGGCUGGAAGUCAAAUCCGUCCUCCCCAAACUCAUCUCCAUGCAUUAUAAGACCGAAAGCUGGGAAGAACAUAUACAUGUGCUGAAAAUCAUCACAGACAUGUUCCUGCCUCACCUCAGCCUGUCAGAGCUGGAAGACGAGUGUUUCUCCAAGGUCUUACCUAAGGUCGGGAAGAUGUUCAACACACUGAUGGAAGAGAUCACUAACCAAGUAGGAGGGCUGUCCAUUCAGAACACGGAAAUACACUCUUUUCUCAGGAACAUUCUACAGGUAUAAGUUGUUUUCCCCUCUUCAAAUCUGAAUGCUAAUUGUACUGAGUGGACAUCAUUAGCUGGGGGGAGUUCUGUUUGCCAGGUGAUGGUGCAGGUGUUGGAGGUGCUGUCUGGCUGUGUGCGUCAUGUCUGCUCAUUUGAGGAGGCUCCUGCCCUGGAUAGUAUCCGCUCCUUACCCUCCUGCAUCCUUAAGGUCCUCAGGAACACCUUCCAACACUGCAAGGAGAGUGGGGAAGUGUACUGUGGGCGUCUGUCCCUGGUGGGAGACCUGCUUCAGGGCCUGUUUAAAGAGGCUUACUCACUACAGAAAGGCCUGAUGGAACUAAUGGACAGGAUCUCCCUGGAGAACACAGCCUCGGAGGGCGACGUCUCCGACAUCAUCACUGUGAUUCAUAGUCUCCUGGAUAUAUGCUCGGUUAUUUCAAACCUUGACAUCGCACUACACGCCAACACAUGGAAAUUCAUUAUUAAGCAGUGUGUGAAGUAUGGGUCGUUGGUGGAGGAGCGGCUUCGUCACGGUGACAUCACAUCCUGUCUGUGCGAUGACCUGCUGGCAUCGUUCCACAGCUGCCUGGAGCUGGCUGAGCAGAUCAGUCAGGCGGGGCCACAGCAGGUGGCACACAGCCCAGAAUACAAGCUUUUUCAGAAAACUGCAAAGAUGUGCAGAUUUUUUGCCAACACAUUAGUUCAUUACAUAAAGGAAUUCAAGGCUUUUCUUUCUAAGUCUUGCGGACGCUUCCACCAACUCUACCUUCAAAUCGUCAGCAAGUUUCCCCCCAGCCUGUGUUCCCCAGUGCUCCCCUCCCCUCUGUCUGAGGAGCUGAACGGAGCAGCUCUGGUGCCCAUGGACGCUCUGCUCUCCCAGCUGCUCCCCCUCAGACCCUUCGCCGAGUCCGUCCUCAACCCCAGCCAGCAGUUGAGUCCUGAGACAGAGUUACCUCAUUGCCUCCUGCUGGUGAGUGUCAUGGGUCAGUUCCCCUCCCAUCCAGAGGAGGCACUGCAGCUGUGGUGUGACGGCAGCCACUUCCCUGAGGACACACCCAGACUGCCUCUGUUCCGGGCCUUGUUCCAGAGCUUCAGGCGGUGCUGUAUGGAACGCAGGGUUCCAGUCCUGUUGCCUGGGGUGAUGAUGAAGGGUCAAGCCCAGGGGAAUGUGACCCUACAUCAUCACGUCUGCGUGAUGCUCUGUGCCCGUGUGGCAUCGCUGCCCCCAGAACACUUCCCCCUACUGGAGCGUAGUCUGUUGGAGGCCGUGCUGCAGCCUGACACCCAGACGGCUCUGCUGGCUACUGACGUGUGGUGCUUCAUGGCCCGGUAUGGUACAGCUGAACUGUGCUUGCAUCACGGUCUCCUCACAGCUCAGCUGGUGAAGUCGUGUGGUGGGGAGUGUUACCAGCUGUCCCACCUGUCUCUGCUGCUGAGACGUAUGGUGUUCCUCAUGACUCCUGAACACCAGAUGGAGUUGGUAGAGCGUUUCCCUCCCUCCCAGGAUGACAACCUCCCUGUAUGGUGUCACAUCCUUCUUAGAGCCCUUUCCCAUGAUGCCCGGCAGCGGGUCGAGGCAGACAUCAUCACCUUAACUGACACCACUGUGACAAACUGGCAGAAGGCUGGGUGCAAACUGGGACAAUUGGACAAAGUGAACAAAGCGCUGUUGUCCCUGCUGAUGGUGGUUCGAGGUGUAUCUCCAGAGGCAGAGUGUGGGUCGUCUGCACUGACGAUCAUCUCACAACUCUGGGUUGCCAUGUGUCCCAGUCAGGUGCAGAGCCACCCUAGCAUCCAGUGCACUCUGAAACUCCUCCUCUCCAUGUCAGCCAUCUUGGUGAAGAGUUUUGACCCACAGGUCAUCUGUCAGGCCCUUGUGUGUGUGGGAGCCAUGGUCUCUGAGAAGUGUCCUGAUGACCUGCUGCUGGCUGCUCUGGAGUUCUUGGCCUCUCUAGGCAAGGUGUUCAUCCCACAUGAUAGCCAGAGUCAGGUGUUUCCCAGGCUGAGUGAUGUGUUUGGGGUCCUGCUAGCUGAGCGGUCCUGGCUAAUAAACCAACAUACCCUGGAGGCCUUCGCCCACUUUGCAGAGGUCACCAAUCAUGAGGAGGUGAUCUCCCAGAGCUUGUCUUCAGAAGACACCAAAAACAAAGUGGUGAAUUUCCUCAGUAAGACUAUUAACGCACAGGAAACGGCGGAGACUCGGCUUGAGAGGUUAAGAUUGGAGACGCCUGUUCUUGAUAGACACAACAUCAUACUGGAGACCAAUGAGAAAACUGCUGCUGAGGUUUCAGCUGCAUCUGCCGAUGAUGACCAGUCCACUGCUGACACCGAGCCCUGUCCCAAGCGAGCACGGCAGGAAACCAGUGUUGAGGAGUACAGCCGUUACCUCCAGACAGCUGAGAGUUCCCUGAGGGCCCUGCAGACGCUGGUAGAGGGGCAUGCCACCGACACCCCAGAUUGGGUGACAUCCAGACUACAGGAGCUGCAGACUCUGAUAACCCAUAUCAGCACAGCCAACCCACCAAACCACUAGUGAACUGGACAUUUUUGUAUAUUUUUUUUAUAAAAUAGGGUUUGUAUGGGGGGGGGGGAAAGGGUCAGUCCUUAUUAAACAUGAAUCCCUUGAAUAUGGAGUCUUUUCAGUAAGUUGGGUGUGUCCAGACUGGAUUGACAAGAGGUUCAUGAUUGCCCUCUGCUGGUGAAUGUGACAUCCUGUGGAUCUCUACAGCACAAAUUCACUAGUUCUCAAUCAACAGACAAUAUUGCAAGUGAAGCUGCAGUACGGUAUAAUUUAAUCUAGGUCCAUUGUAGCCACUCAUAAGACAAGGCAGGAAAGAGCAAUUUAAUCAUGUGCUUGAACUGGGAAAUCAAGAUGGUCCAUUAAAAAGCUUGGGAUUGUUGCUUUCACUUUAAAUCAGACCUUCUUACUGUUAGCAUUUUUUUGUUGACAAAUGUCACGCGGUGCAAGUGAAGCUGAGCACUGGGGCGGCAGGUAGUGGUUAGAGCGUUGGGCCAGUAACCCAAAAGGUUGCUAAGAUCUAAACACAGCUGGCAAGGUAAAGUCAUCCUGCCCCUGAACAAGGCAGUUAAAUUAACCAUGCCCCGCUUCCAUCCCGACACUAUUAGGCUUGUCAGACAACGGAACCGUAAAAUUAAAACCAGACGUAAUCAUAAAACCUUUUAUUCCACCAGAAAGAUACAAAUAGUCAAAUCUUUCAUUCAAAGUCUAUUCCCCCCCCCAAAAAGAAAUCUCACAUCUCUCCAGGGGUUUAUCAAGUCUUCCUCAAAUCCUUGCAUGCUCUCCCCAGAGGGACGUGAGGAGAUCUUCUGAAAAUUCUCAGGAAGGACUUGAGGUUCCCCCUCUCAAAAAGUCAUCCAAAUUAAAACUGCCAGAUGAGAAAUGUUUGGCACAAAACUAGAAUUAAAACAGUCCACUAGUUUAGUGGAUGACAUUUUGGCAAACUAUGAUGAAGGAUUCUCAAGGUCAGUCUGCUGCCCCAGUCUAGCUGGUAACAAUCCCAAAGAGUCCCCUCACAUCAUUCUAGUACAAAAAGUCAAGUUCCCAUAGAUAUAAUUCCUUAG